Molecule: messenger RNA, 1741 nt
Organism: Anneissia japonica
Lineage: Eukaryota; Metazoa; Echinodermata; Crinoidea; Comatulida; Comatulidae
Exons: 6
Coding region: 70-1164 (364 amino acids)
Source: RefSeq, a predicted model, not a curated record
UAGAGACACCGGCAUAGUGCGUUAAAAACCCUCCUGCUCUACUAUCAAUAUUCCUCUUACUAACGCAGUAUGCAACAAUGGGGAAAAUUUAUCAUUGUCGUCGCUUGGAAGAUGGCAAUAGUUGGCGCACAGUGUCCUUCUGAAUUUGAUUGUCCAAAAAAUGCGCCAUGGUGUUACUUGAUAUACCCAACAAGCAACGAUGGUUGGAAAUACAAAGAUCCGCAUGGAGUCACUUAUGACGCAAGCAAUAAUGUUUAUGAAUCACCGAACUGCUACGAAUUCAUAGCAGUAGAUGAAAAAGAAGGCACGAGAUCAUGUAUUGAUGCUCAGCAGGAAUGCGAACAAUUAGGCGGAAACAUCACCGUAAUAAACAGCAUCGACGAGUGUGAGCAGUUGACAAACAACGUACUCCAUAUUCUAAGUAUCAGAGAAGAUAAUACAUCCAGUGUUCAUGUCAAAAACCUCCCGAAUGAUAUUAGUAUGGGUUGCACAACGAUUAUGAUUGAAGACGGAUAUACAAUUAAUGCUAUAAACAUUAUAAAUAGUGAUAAUACCACAACUAACACUAUCGUUUGCGAAUCCACGGGUAAAUUACCAAAUUUAACAACAACCAAACCAGAAAUGAAAGCGGGUCCUAACUUGUGGAUUGUUGCUGUUAUAGCGUCAAGUGUCGUGGUCACAAUAGCAACCAUUUUGUUAAGUUUAGUACUUAUGCGACGCAGACAGAGAAGAAAAUUAGGACAUGACAAAGUUGGAUAUAAGGAAUAUGUAGCUGAAGGUGUAAGCGAGUAUGCUGUUGUCCAAUACCACAAAACCACAACUGACGAGGUUGUGUACCAAGAUAUCACUGAAUACCUGUACCAUAAUACCGCAGCAGGUAAGGUGGUGUACGACGAUAGCGCAGUGGAUGUGGCAUACCAGAAUUCAGACGUUGACAAAAGCAAACGAACUGGAAAGCGAAAAGGAAUUACACAUGUUACAGUUGGUGGCCAGCCUUCUGCACCAUUCAAUUCUCAACCAUUAAGCCAGAACGACUUAGACCGCCAUCAGAAAGUGACCAGUUCACCAGACUGUGUCGAUAUAUUUUAUGAAAAUAGUAUUCGCGCUCCCGGAAGUCAAGAGUUUCAGUUUAACGAGGAUUACAGUGAAAUUGAUGCCAAGUGAGAACAAAAGCACAGAACCAAAUAAUUGAUUGAAAUCAACGGAAUAUUUUGCUGAAAACGCGAUCACUAGCGUUUAAUGAUUGGAAAUUAUAUUUACUGUAUUUUUUUGAAAGCUUGCUAUAGAACAAUAGACUCAAGACUAUCGUAUUUAGGCUAUGUUAUUUGGUUAAUUUAUUGGUUGUUUAAUUAAAUAUAAAACUAAGUUUUAAGUUUUAUUACUUCAUUGUAGCAUAGACCUAAAUAAAACAUAUAUUGUAAAUAAACCCCUUAAACAAUAACAGAAGAAUCAAAAACAUUUAAAAAGUAGUAGAAUUUUUAAAAUAUAUGAGUUUGCGUAUAAUUGUGCAUGGAUAGGCCUUUUACGGACAAACCGUUAGUGAUUUAGUCAAAUUUGUAUCUCACUGGUAAUGGUAUAAAGUUUAUUAAUAUUAAAAUUAUUAGUUAAUCCUGUUAGAAUUACUAGUUGAUGCAUUUUCCAAACAUUUCUAAUUUGUAUAGAAAAGUACACAAUCAUUACAUGUUAUGUUUGUUUUUGUUCAUGUAAAGCGCAGAGAGGCAAAUUUCUUGAAUUUCGCGCU